Molecule: messenger RNA, 4769 nt
Organism: Gallus gallus (chicken)
Lineage: Eukaryota; Metazoa; Chordata; Aves; Galliformes; Phasianidae
Gene: INHBB
Product: inhibin beta B subunit
Exons: 3
Coding region: 1622-2800 (392 amino acids)
Biological process (GO): SMAD protein signal transduction; BMP signaling pathway
Cellular component (GO): extracellular region
Molecular function (GO): growth factor activity; cytokine activity
Source: RefSeq, a predicted model, not a curated record
GCAGCUCGGCGGGGCGGAGGCUGCGUGCACCUGGCCGGCUCACCCCGGCCGCCGGAGGCCCGCCCGCCCUCGGGCUUGGCCGCGGGGUAGCCGGAUGGGAACCGGAGCCUUACCUCGCCCUCGAGGCUUACCCGCUCGGGGUCCCGUUAUGUCCCCCUCCCCUCACCGCGCUGCCCCGCUGCACCAAACACACGCUCACACCCGCCCCGCGGCAAAAGCAACCCGACGGGGAGGGGGGAAUUAGCAGGAGGAGACGCGCGGCCGAGAGGCGAGGAGCGAACCGCUUCCCCGAGCCCUUCCACUGCGGAGCCGCGAGGGAACAUCAGACGCGUUAAAAAAAGCCCCAACCAAACCAAAACAAAACGCAGCGUUGGAGCCGGCGCACGGCGAGCGGAGAUCAAACAGACGCGGAGAGAGAGAGAGAGAGAGAGAGAGAGAGAGAGAGAGAGGAGAAGGAGGGAGAGAGGGAGAGACAGAUUAACUGGAGCGGCAGCGGCGGCAACAACAACAACAACAAAAAAUCAUACUUAUAAUAAUAACAAUAAUAAUAAUAAUAAAAACCCAAACCACCAACAAGGGAGAUAUUGUUUAAAAAGAGCGAGCGAGGCAGCGAGCCGCAGCGCCGGGCUGACCGAGUGGAUCCGCGCAGCACUCCCGGGACCGCCGGCACCGCGCUGAGUCCCCGCCGAGCGGCCGCGCAGCGCUGCGGGACCGCGCGGGGACCGCCGCCGCCGCAUCCUCUGGAGCCUCCGCGCGGAUCUCCCGAUCCCGCCGUCGCGGGGAGACGCCUCGGCACCGUGGAGCCGUCGGCCGCGCACCCGCCGCCCGCGGCCCCCGCCCCGGCGGUGCUCCGCGUCAACUUUGGCGGCGCGUCGGGAAGCGGCGGGCGCUGAAGGAAGGAGCGAGCGGAGCGCGGCGGAGCGGCUCAAGAGACCCGCACCCACGGCCUGUGGAUUGUUGUCUUGCGGGGGCGGAGUGGGCGGGGGGGUACAAGUGGCAUCUCUCCCCCCCACCCCCCCUCCUCCUUCCAGGCUAUAAAUUGGAUUGUAUAUAAAUCUGCUUCGGUUAUCUCCCUGACCCCCCUCAAUGACGCCGGACUAAAGAGCUCUCUCCGCGGCCCGCCCGGACCCUGCCGAAGCGAGCGAUGGACCACGAGCGGCGGCGCCCGGGGAUGCCCCUCUGAAGCGCCGCGGGGCCCCGGGGCUGCGCGGCGCCGCCUCCCCCAGCUCCCCGGCUCCCCUCGCACCUCCGGCCCCGCUCCCCCUCCCUCCUUCCCCGGGCUGCGCGGCCACCCCCUCACCUGCUGCCGUCCCCCUCCCCCGCGGAGCCGGGCGCUCGGUGCGCUCAGCCCCGCCGCCCCCCCCCACCCCCCCCUCCCUUUCUCUCCCUCCCUCCCCAACUUCGGUUGCCUGCGCGGGCGGCCUCCCCCCUCCGCCUCCCCGGCGGCACACGCCGCUUCCCCGGGCCCCCCUCCCUCCCUCCCCGCGCGGAGCGGUUGCGGCCCCCGGCUUGGCUGCCGCCGCCCCCUCCGCGCCGCGGAGCGCUCGGAGCGGCGCUGCCUGCAGACGGGCUCCCUGCGGCGCUCCGGGCCGGCCCCAGCUCGGCCCCCCGCUCCUCCGCCAUGGACGGGGCGGCUCGCCGGGGGGUGCUGGCCGCGCUGCUGGCCUGCGGGCUGCUGCUGCUGGGAGCCGCCGCCACCCCGACCCCGCCGGCUCCCGCCGGGAGCUCCCCGCAGGACACAUGCACCUCCUGCGGCUUCCGGCGGCCCGAGGAGCCGGGCAAGGUGGACGGGGAUUUCCUGGAGGCGGUGAAGAGGCACAUCCUGAGCCGGCUGCAGAUGCGGGACCGGCCCAACAUCACGCACGCCGUGCCCAAGGCGGCCAUGGUCACGGCGCUGCGCAAGCUGCACGCCGGCAAGGUGCGGGAGGACGGCCGCGUCGAGAUCCCCAGCCUGGACGGGCAGGCGAGCGCCGGGCCCCCGGCCCACGACCCCGUCUCCGAGAUCAUCAGCUUCGCCGAGACAGACGAUCUGGCCUCAUCUAGAGUCCGCCUCUAUUUCUUCAUCUCGAAUGAAGGGAACCAGAACUUGUUUGUCGUUCAAGCCAGCCUGUGGCUUUACUUGAAGCUGCUUCCAUAUGUCUUAGAGAAAGGCAGCAGGCGAAAAGUAAGAGUCAAAGUCUAUUUCCAAGACCCGGACACUAGCAACAAGUGGAAUGUGGUUGAAAAGAAAGUCGAUCUCAAAAGAAGUGGUUGGCACACUUUUCCCAUGACAGAGGCGAUCCAGGCUCUGUUUGAGAGAGGAGAAAGGAGACUGAACUUGGAUGUUCAAUGUGAGGGCUGUGAAGAGUAUUCAGUGCUGCCAAUUUAUGUGGACCCCGGGGAGGAAUCCCACCGGCCUUUUUUAGUGGUGCAAGCCCGCCUCGCUGAUAACAAACACAGGAUCCGGAAAAGAGGCCUGGAGUGCGAUGGCAGGACCAAUCUAUGUUGCAGGCAACAGUUUUACAUUGACUUUAGACUCAUUGGGUGGAAUGACUGGAUCAUAGCACCAUCAGGUUACUAUGGGAAUUACUGUGAAGGGAGCUGCCCGGCCUACUUGGCUGGCGUCCCGGGGUCGGCUUCCUCCUUUCACACCGCCGUCGUGAAUCAGUACCGAAUGCGGGGGCUGAACCCGGGCACCGUGAACUCCUGUUGCAUUCCAACCAAACUUAGCACAAUGUCAAUGCUGUACUUUGAUGAUGAAUACAACAUUGUGAAAAGGGACGUUCCCAAUAUGAUUGUGGAAGAAUGUGGUUGUGCUUGAUUUGAGGUGUGUUUUUUGGGGGGGAGAGAGAGAGAGAGAGAACAUUCCCGUACGAGAUGGUGUUGGAGGAAGUUUCACUGUGUAUCCAGGCAUCAGUGUUGAAAAGUCACUGUGGAAAAGUUUGACGAAAAAAACAAAAGAAGUCAUUUCACUUUGGUGUCAGGACAGUGGCAGUUUGUGGAUCUUGGACACUUAUAUAUCCUACCACUUAUAAGUUAAUGCUAUGAGAUAUCUUAAAGACACGCACGCACACACACACACACACACCGUGCGCACACACAACCACGCGCCCGUGCACACACACACACACACACACACACACACACACACGCAGACACGAGGCAGCUUGGGAAAGGGACAUGAGCGCAGGAAGUCAGUGACCAGUGACGACGUACCUACAUGCCUGCCAGUACGAGUGGACGGCUGCGCAGCUGUAUCCCCGCCUGCCGGCAAAGCCAGACCGAAAUGAGCUCCCUUUGCUCAGGCAAAAGCACAGACUGCGAGAGCACAACGUAUUCUUGCACGCAGGUGUCGAAAUGACCAAACUUAGAGAGAGAAAAAAAAAAAAAAAAAAAAAGAAAAAAAAGAAAAAAAGAAAGAAAAAAAGUCGACUGUCACCUCUUAGGUCUAGUGGGAAGCUGCAGGACACCUGCCUACGUAGGUGAUCACUUCCUCUUAAUUUAAAUUGAUCUAAAUAUAAGCAUCGCAGAAACCCGUAUCUUCCUACAGCACUUCCAGUAAGCACUUCCACUUCGGUAACAUCUGAGAGAGAGGAGGAGGCAGACACACACGCGGCUGCUGUGUUUCUGACAUCGGACUGUUGCGGGGUCUGAUGCUGUAACCGACCACCAGCAACCCGCGGAUGGCUGUACCCGUUUGUGUCUUGGAGAAGGGGAUCUGGCACCGUAUCUGGACUGUGUUGACCGUGAGCAUCUCUCACUGUUCCGAGAGCGAAGAGUCGGAGUUGCAAUCUGUGUUCUUCGAUGGGGGACUCGGCGAGGAGCUGUCGUGUGGGGAGCGAGCAAACAAGCGGCCGCUACCACGGCUAAACCAAUGAACCCUGCGGAGGAGCGACGGUGGCGCGGUGGAGACGCUCUGAAAAAUGCAGUGCAUUUAGUAACAGGGGAGGAACAUUUGAACAAGUCUUGGAAAGGAGGAGAGAGAGGAGAGUGCUUUCAAUUUCCUUACCGGGAGGUGUCAAGAAUGGCCAUAAAGAUCAGAAAAUAAUGAUACAGCAUAGCACUUGCAAACUGCUUGAAUGCACGUAUAAUAGCACUUGCAAAUUUCAAUGCCUUGAAAAGUGGUACUUGAUAGUGCACUUAUCUUUGCUCACUAUCUAGGUAAACAGGUGCCGCAUGAGCUAUGCAAUUUAAAGUGUUGACCCAUACUAGACAAAACUGGACUUAUGAUAUGACUUUUUUAUAUUUUUUUAUACUUGAAAUUAAAUCUUUUGCUUCUUUUUUAAAGCGAAUGAUUGCUUUUAAUGUUUGCACUGAUUUAGUUGCAUGAUUAGUCAAAAAACUGCCAUUUGAAAAAAAUGUUAUUUUUAUAGCAGCAAAAAAUGAAUACAGUUAAAUGUAUUAUACAUAAAUUUUGGAACCAAAGAGGCCAACAUAUUAGUUAUAAUUUUUAUGAGAUGGCAAAGCCAUCAUAUAUCAUGUAGUCAUGCUGAGCAAUCCCUCACGAGGCCUACCAAUUGUUUCAGGGUACAAAAUGGAUUCUGUUUGUUCUAUUCAGUGUCUUUUCUAUACCAUACGCACAUGGAACGUAGAGUGAGAAAAAAAAAAUGACUAUUGUAGAAUACAUUACAAGAUGUGCAUCCUUUAAAUCCAAUUUUUAUGUUUAUUUAAUAAAGUUCCUUUUAGGUUCUGUUCCAUAAUAAUUUAAACCAAACAAUUUUCACUUAGAUUUGCUGUUGAAGUAUUUUACAUUUGUGUACAGUUUAAAUAAAUAAAAAGAUGGAAAACUG